AUGGCAGAAACGCAAUGGAGAGCAUACGCCUACUAUCCCUCAGCCGGGGGCGCAACCGUCAUGGCGUUGCUGUUCCUCGUCGGCACCCUGAUCCAAAUAUACCAACUCAUCCGGACACGCGCAUGGCUGACGAUCCCAAUCAUCAUCGGAGGACUCUGUACGUCUACACCGCAACAAUAUCGCGCCAUGGCUAACCUCACAGUUGAAACAACCGGCUACAUCGGCCGCAUCAUGUCCGCCCGCCAAUCCCCGGACUGGACGACAGGCCCCUACAUCAUGCAAAGCACGACGCUGCUCAUCGCGCCGGCCCUCUUCGCCGCAACCAUCUACAUGGUGCUCGGCCGCAUCAUCGCCCUCGUCCAGGGCGAGCCGCACUGCCUCCUCCGCCUGCCCUGGCUCACCAAGAUCUUCGUCGUCGGCGACGUCAUCUCCUUCCUCAUGCAGUCCGCCGGCGCGGGCAUCAUGGUGCAGUCGCACUCCACCACCGACCGCACAGGCGAGCACGUCAUCAUCGGCGGCCUCCUCGUGCAGAUCGGCUUCUUCUGCUUCUUCAUCGUCGUGGCGGUGCUGUUCCAGCGGCGCAUUGACCGCUUCCCCACGCCGCGCGCGGUCUCGGUCUCCCCGCCGAUCCCCUGGCGGAAGCAUCUCUUCGCGCUGUAUGUGACCAGUUUCCUAAUCCUGGUGCGCUCGGUGGAGCGGUUUGUGGAGUAUGCGCAGGGGCAGGAGGGGGGGUUGAUCAGCCAUGAGGUGUAUUUGUUUGUGUUUGAUGGGGUGCCGAUGCUGCUGGUGUUGGUGAUUCUGGUUCGGGUGCAUCCGAGUGAGAUGAAUGCGUUGCUCGGCAGGGGGAGAGUAGCAGCUACGAAGACGGGGUUGAGUUUUAGGGAUGUGUCGCCGGUGGUAUGA
This is a messenger RNA of Aspergillus thermomutatus, 903 nucleotides long. Its product is annotated as RTA1 domain-containing protein. The record is from RefSeq and is a predicted model, not a curated record. The coding region runs from base 1 to 903 and encodes 300 amino acids. The transcript has a single exon. Gene Ontology annotation, cellular component: membrane. Lineage: Eukaryota; Fungi; Ascomycota; Eurotiomycetes; Eurotiales; Aspergillaceae.